Molecule: messenger RNA, 3247 nt
Organism: Pyrus x bretschneideri (Chinese white pear)
Lineage: Eukaryota; Viridiplantae; Streptophyta; Magnoliopsida; Rosales; Rosaceae
Product: ATP-dependent Clp protease ATP-binding subunit ClpA homolog CD4B, chloroplastic
Biological process (GO): cellular response to heat
Cellular component (GO): cytoplasm
Molecular function (GO): ATP hydrolysis activity; ATP binding; protein binding
Source: RefSeq, a predicted model, not a curated record
UUAAGACCACACCUAUCUCUUCCUCUUUCGGCCGACCAUAUCAUACUAAGAAUAGGGUCUCUCUCUUCGUCUCCGAAGAAAGACCCUCUCUCUCUCCUCUCUUUCUCUCUCUAUAAAUUCCGUUUUUAAUAUUUCAAUUCGAAAGUUUAUCCAGAUAACGGGGUUUUAGGUUGGAAUCAUGGCGAGGAAUCUGGUUCAGUCUACUUAUAUUCCAAGUGUGGCAACCGGGAGAAGGCUUGGCUACUCUAAGGGGUCUGGGAAUGCCAGAAGGACAGUCAUGUUCUGUACUUUACGAGCACCUGCAUUGAGAAUGAGCAGUUACACAGGACUCCGGAGUGUUAAUGCUUUAGAUGUUAGCGUAAAACCCAGGCAUAACUUAUUUUCGACGGUGAAAUUCGCAAACACUAAACGUCGUGAACGAGCAAGCAGAUGUGUGCCUAAAGCCAUGUUUGAGCGCUUCACAGAAAAAGCAAUUAAAGUAAUUAUGCUUGCACAAGAGGAAGCAAGGCGGCUAGGUCAUAAUUUUGUUGGUACUGAGCAGAUACUUUUGGGUCUUAUUGGUGAAGGGACCGGUAUUGCCGCCAAGGUUCUCAAAUCCAUGGGAAUCAAUCUUAAAGAUGCACGAGUUGAAGUGGAAAAGAUAAUUGGAAGGGGUAGUGGAUUUGUUGCUGUUGAAAUUCCAUUCACUCCUCGUGCAAAGCGAGUUUUGGAGCUGUCACUGGAGGAAGCUCGUCAACUUGGUCAUAACUAUAUUGGCUCCGAGCAUUUGCUUCUGGGAUUGCUUCGGGAGGGUGAGGGUGUAGCAGCUCGUGUUCUUGAGAAUUUAGGUGCUGAUCCUAGUAACAUUCGCACACAGGUUAUUCGUAUGGUUGGUGAGAGCACAGAAGCUGUUGGUGCUGGUGUUGGAGGAGGGACCAGUGGUAAUAAAAUGCCGACUCUAGAAGAAUACGGGACCAAUUUGACUAAGCUAGCGGAGGAGGGUAAGUUGGAUCCUGUUGUUGGAAGACAACCACAAAUUGAACGUGUCGUCCAAAUUUUGGGUAGGAGGACCAAGAAUAAUCCCUGCCUUAUUGGAGAACCUGGUGUUGGGAAGACUGCAAUUGCAGAAGGUCUUGCUCAACGGAUUGCAACUGGUGAUGUUCCAGAAACAAUAGAGGGAAAGAAGGUUAUAACUCUGGAUAUGGGCCUUCUUGUUGCUGGUACAAAGUACCGUGGAGAGUUUGAGGAAAGAUUAAAGAAGCUAAUGGAGGAAAUCAAACAAAGUGAUGAGAUUAUUUUGUUUAUUGAUGAGGUGCACACUUUAAUUGGAGCAGGAGCAGCUGAAGGGGCAAUUGAUGCCGCAAAUAUAUUAAAACCAGCUCUUGCAAGAGGUGAACUGCAGUGUAUUGGAGCCACAACUCUUGAUGAAUACAGAAAGCACAUUGAGAAAGAUCCAGCAUUGGAAAGGCGAUUCCAACCAGUCAAAGUUCCUGAACCAACCGUGGAUGAAACCAUUCAAAUUUUGAGAGGGCUUAGAGAGCGUUACGAGAUUCACCACAAGCUCCGCUACACUGAUGAAGCCCUGGUAUCUGCUGCUCAGCUAUCAUACCAGUACAUCAGUGAUCGCUUUCUGCCUGAUAAGGCAAUUGACUUGAUUGAUGAAGCUGGUUCUCGAGUUCGCCUUCGUCAUGCACAGCUACCUGAAGAAGCUAGAGAGCUUGAGAAAGAGCUGAGGGCAAUCACUAAAGAGAAGAACGAGGCUGUUAGAAGCCAAGACUUUGAAAAGGCUGGGGAGUUACGUGACAAAGAAAUGGACCUAAAGGCACAGAUCACAGCUGUUGUUGAUAAAGGCAAGGAGAUGAGCAAGGCAGAGAGUGAGGCAGGAGAUGUAGGUCCUCUCGUGACUGAAGUGGAUAUUCAACAUAUUGUGUCCUCCUGGACUGGAAUUCCAGUUGAGAAAGUGUCCACCGAUGAAUCAGACCGCCUCCUCAAGAUGGAAGAGACCCUCCAUAAGCGAGUGAUUGGUCAGGAUGAAGCAGUCAAGGCUAUUAGUCGUGCUAUUCGCCGAGCCCGUGUUGGACUGAAGAAUCCUAAUCGUCCUAUUGCCAGUUUCAUCUUUUCUGGUCCAACUGGUGUUGGGAAAUCUGAGCUCGCAAAAGCAUUGGCUGCUUACUACUUUGGUUCUGAAGAAGCCAUGAUUCGGCUUGAUAUGAGUGAGUUUAUGGAGAGGCACACUGUUUCCAAGCUCAUUGGUUCUCCCCCGGGUUAUGUUGGUUACACCGAGGGAGGUCAGCUGACUGAAGCCGUUCGACGCCGUCCUUACACUGUGGUGCUUUUUGAUGAAAUUGAGAAGGCACAUCCCGAUGUCUUCAACAUGAUGCUUCAAAUACUCGAGGAUGGAAGAUUAACCGACAGCAAGGGCAGAACCGUGGAUUUCAAGAAUACACUUCUGAUAAUGACAUCUAACGUCGGAAGCAGUGUUAUUGAGAAGGGAGGCCGACGCAUAGGAUUUGACCUUGAUUAUGAUGAGAAGGAUAGCAGUUACAAUAGAAUUAAGAGCUUGGUGACAGAGGAACUAAAACAAUACUUCAGACCCGAGUUCUUGAACAGGUUGGACGAAAUGAUUGUUUUCCGUCAACUCACCAAGCUGGAGGUAAAGGAUAUAGCAGAUAUAAUGCUCAAGGAGGUAUUCGAAAGGUUGAAGAAGAAGGAGAUAGAGCUUCAAGUGACGGAGAGGUUCAGAGACAGAGUGGUUGACGAAGGAUACAACCCGAGCUACGGAGCCAGGCCUCUAAGAAGAGCGAUCAUGAGACUGUUGGAGGACAGCAUGGCUGAGAAGAUGCUUGCAAGGGAGAUCAAAGAAGGCGACUCAGUCAUUGUGGACGUCGAUUCUGAUGGCAACGUGACCGUGCUAAACGGCAGCAGCGGUUCUCCCGAGUCCUUGCCAGAGCCGAUUCCCGUUUGAAGAGUUAACGUAGGCGCAUGUCGUUGAUCUGUUGGCAAUAUGUCUGCAUCUAUUUUUCAUUUGCACUUUGGCCAUUGAACGUAGUAUGUUUUAAUGUCGAAAAGGACUAGUCGGUAGCGGCAAUCGAAAGCUGUUUGUUUAAUGGUUCAUCGCCUGAAUGUUCAAGGCUGUACCAGUUCAAUACAGAAAAAUAGCAAUUCCAUACUUCAGUUUCCCAAAUAGUAGAAUUAGACUUCUCUUUUUACACCUCGUGUGGUGGUUCAGUGUUGGUAUUUUUAAUAAAAUUUUCAACUGUUAAACUUC